AUGGGAACCACAGCAAGCCCAGGAAUGCCAAAGACUAGAGCAUCGGAGCUGGAUCUGCUUCUUGGAGAUGAGGUAGAGGAUGUCGCCAGUUAUGACGCAGUGGACAAAGCCAUCGCUCUGUCGGUCGGGGAGAUCCAAGCCCCCGACGAAGAGCUCACGACACGUGGCUUCAGCUGGAGGACAUUAUGGGCGUAUGCGGGCCCCGGUUGGCUCAUGAGCAUCGCGUACGUGGACCCAGGCAACUUGGAGAGUGACUUACAGGCUGGUGCAUACGCUGGAUACCAGCUCACAUGGGUGUUAUUUGGCGCGACGGCAAUGGGUUUAUUCCUACAAAUUCUGGCUGCUCGACUGGGCGUCGUGACGGGCAAAAACUUGGCUGAAAUGUGCACCGCCGUGUAUCCUCGCUGGGCUUCGUUGACGUUGUGGAUCAUGACGGAGAUUGCAAUCGUCGCGAGUGACGUCCAGGAAGUGCUGGGUUCGUCUAUUGCAUUCCAGGUGCUCUUCGGCUUCCCGCUAUGGGUCGGCUGUCUGAUUACGGGGUUCGACACCUUUACGUUCUUGUUACUGCAUCGUUACGGUAUCCGUAAACUCGAAGCCUUCUUCGUGUCUCUAAUCAUCGUCAUGCUCGUGUGUUUCUGUGCCAAUUUGGUACGUGGAGAUGUCGCGUCGGAAGAUGUAAUGCGCGGCUUCGUGCCUCGUGUGGAUCGCUACGCUGUGACGCAAGCCGUGGGUAUCCUGGGCGCUGUAAUCAUGCCACACAACAUCUUUCUGCACUCCGCACUCGUCCAGACUCGACAAGUGAAUCGACAUGACGGACGGAAGGUGCGCGAAGCCAACAAAUACUUCGCCAUCGAGUCCAGCUUCGCACUGUUUGUGUCGUUCUUAAUCAACUUGGCGGUACUCGCAGUCUUCGCCAAGGGAUUCUUCUCUUCCGACUGCACAACUUCCUACGACACGGAUGGAGUCAACACGGCGUGUGUUCCUGGCGCGAUUGCUCAUGGAGAUACAUACGGCUCUUGUCAUCUUGCGAGUGGAGGAGAGGGAAUGUGUCAGGAGAUUGGCUUAUCUCAAGCUGGUGUUGCACUUAGCGGGAUGCUGGGGCAGUAUGCAGAUACGAUCUGGGCUAUUGGUCUGUUGGCAGCUGGACAGAGCUCCACGAUGACGGGAACGUACGCGGGUCAAUUCGUUAUGGAAGGGUUUCUACAACUCCACUUGUCUCCGUGGAAGCGUGUGGCUCUGACACGGUGUGUGUCACUCGUUCCUGCCAUGACUGUAGCCAUCUUGAGCCAGGAAAACCCCGCAGAUAGCGACCACAUGGACGAGUUGCUCAACGUGCUGCAGUCCAUUCAGCUGCCGUUCGCGUUGCUCCCCGUGUUGAUCUUCACCAGUUCGUCGGAGAUCAUGGGCGACUUCGCCAACAGUAAAGCCACAGUAGUGACGGGCUGGCUGCUUGGAGGGCUGGUGUGUGUUAUCAACCUGUACUUGCUGUUCACCAACCUCGAAGGACUCGCGCUCGGAGUGAUUGGACUCACAGCGCUAGGAGGCACUUGCUGUCUGUACUUCGGCUUCUUGGGGUAUCUCGUCCGAGCCGACAUGACGCUCUCCGCGCAACGCGCACGCACGGCUUCAAGUUCGCGACGCAUAUCGCAGGACAUUUAA
Phytophthora infestans T30-4 is the source of this 1659-nucleotide messenger RNA. RefSeq names its product Metal Ion (Mn2 -iron) Transporter (Nramp) Family. Gene Ontology annotation, cellular component: membrane. Gene Ontology annotation, molecular function: cadmium ion transmembrane transporter activity; manganese ion transmembrane transporter activity. The record is from RefSeq and is a predicted model, not a curated record. Bases 1 to 1659 code for a protein of 552 amino acids. Lineage: Eukaryota; Oomycota; Peronosporomycetes; Peronosporales; Peronosporaceae. Gene Ontology annotation, biological process: metal ion transport. The transcript is spliced from 2 exons.